AUGUUCAUGACGAUAUUUCUCCUUUUGGCUACUAUAUCGGUUUAUUUUUACUGGAUUUGCGAAAAGCCAAAAAAAUUUCCACCAGGUCCUAAAUGGUUACCGAUAAUUGGCAGCUUUCCAACGCUGUAUAAACUUAAAAAAAAAUGUGGUUACGCGCAUUUGGCAUUCCAGGAGUUGGCCAAGGCCUACGGGCCCGUCGUGGGUUUGAAACUUGGAAAACACAAAUUUGUCGCGAUUUCAACGAAUGAACUGGUUAAAAAGGCCCUCUUGACCGACGAGUUCAACGGCCGUCCGCAAGGCUUCUUUUUUCGUCUACGUUCCUUCGGCAAAGCCAAAGGUGUUUUGUUUACCGAGGGAUCAAUUUGGAGUCAGCAUCGACGCUUUACUUUACGACGUCUCAAAGAGUUCGGCCUAGGUCAAGAUACUAUGGUGCAACAAGUGGAGUUCGAGGCUAGCAAUUUUAUUAAUUUUUUGGGAGAGCAAUCCAAAAAAGGUCCAGUAGCAAUGCAUACAGUUUUCGAUUUACCUGUACUCAAUUCACUUUGGCAAAUGUUUGCUGGACGAAGAUUCGAAUACGACGAUGCUAAAGUUAAAGAAAUCCUUGACGUUGUUCACGACGUCUUUCGGACGAAUGAUACCAUGGGAGGUAUCAUUUCAUUCAUGCCAUUUUUGCGGUUCAUCAUACCCGAACUGUCAGGAUACAAUCAUCUCGUGUCAACACAUGAAAAACUUUGGGGCUUUCUCGAUGAAGAAAUAAAAUUGCACGAAGAAAAUUUACCAACGAGCCAGCCACGCGAUCUCAUCGAUGCCUUUUUAAUGGAAAUACGUGAUCAAACGCAUUCUGCUAAUCGUGAAGAACAAUCUAUUUUUGAUAGAGAAAAUUUGCUGAUAUUGUGUCUGGAUCUGUUUCUUGCUGGCUCGAAAACUACCACUGACAGUCUAUCUUUAAUUUUUGCAUUUCUUGGUCGUAAUGUGAACUAUGUGAAAGAGCUACAAAGCGAGCUUGAUGACGUCUUAGGACGAAAUUGUGCACCUACUUUGGCAGACGUCACUCGAUUACCGAAAAUUGAAUCUUUUCUGGCAGAAGCAGCAAGAUAUCUAAUUAUGGCCCCUAUGGGGGUCCCACACCGAUCAACCAACGAUGUCUUCUUUGAAGGAUAUGAAAUUCCCAAGGACACGAUUAUUUUAAUGAACUUCUACAGUGCGAAUAACGACGAAAAAGUUUGGAAAGAUCCUCAAGAAUUUCGCCCGCAAAGAUUUCUCGACGAAAAUGGCAAAUUGCGCUCCAACAGCGCAUCAAUACCAUUCGGCGUGGGUAAAAGGCGAUGCCUCGGAGAAGUUCUAGCCCGACACACGCUCUUCUUAUUUUUUGCGUCUAUUUUACAUUACUACGACGUGAGUCCGUCACCCGAUCAUCCAUUGCCCGAGCUCCUCGGUUACGAUGGCUUUGUUAUUUCUCCCAAGCCUUAUUAUCUAAAAUUGACGCCUCGUCAAACGAAUUUUUAG
Messenger RNA from Trichogramma pretiosum, 1506 nucleotides. Its product is annotated as methyl farnesoate epoxidase-like. Gene Ontology annotation, biological process: xenobiotic metabolic process. The record is from RefSeq and is a predicted model, not a curated record. The coding region runs from base 1 to 1506 and encodes 501 amino acids. Gene Ontology annotation, cellular component: intracellular membrane-bounded organelle; cytoplasm. Lineage: Eukaryota; Metazoa; Arthropoda; Insecta; Hymenoptera; Trichogrammatidae. The transcript has 8 exons. Gene Ontology annotation, molecular function: iron ion binding; oxidoreductase activity, acting on paired donors, with incorporation or reduction of molecular oxygen, reduced flavin or flavoprotein as one donor, and incorporation of one atom of oxygen; heme binding.